Lampris incognitus (smalleye Pacific opah) is the source of this 2303-nucleotide messenger RNA. Its product is annotated as aldehyde dehydrogenase, dimeric NADP-preferring-like. Bases 248 to 1771 code for a protein of 507 amino acids. Gene Ontology annotation, cellular component: cytoplasm. NCBI's taxonomy places the organism in Eukaryota, Metazoa, Chordata, Actinopteri, Lampriformes, Lampridae. The record is from RefSeq and is a predicted model, not a curated record. Gene Ontology annotation, molecular function: aldehyde dehydrogenase (NAD+) activity. Gene Ontology annotation, biological process: aldehyde metabolic process. The transcript is spliced from 10 exons.
AGACGUGUUGGGAAACUGCCGCAAGUUGGAAUCUGCCGGGCCGUCGAGAAGACCGCCCUGCCGCUCAUAACGGAUCACAUCUGCUAAUUAUUUGUUCUGACAUUAAGGCUGCCCGUCGAGUGGUCCCACGAGGCGCUACUGCGCAUGCGCGGGUCGGGGCCACCAAAUACACUGGCGUUAUUCUACAGUGGGGCAUUUCCACAAGGUGUGUUGUGUACUGCAGGUCUAAGAGUUGACAGCUGGUUCCAUGGAAAGACAGGUGGUGGAGCGGGCCAAGGAGGCCUUCCUCAGCGGUAGGACACAACCUCUGGAGUUCCGGCUGCAGCAGCUCGAAGCCCUCCUAAGGAUGAUCACAGAACGGCACACUGAGAUUGCCACCGCCCUCAAACAGGACAUCAACAGGAGCCAGUACGACACACCCCUGUUGGAGCUGAUUGGCCUUGAGAACGAGCUCAACCUGGCAAUCAGCAAACUGGCCGAAUGGACCGCGCCACGCCCGGUAGAGAAAAACCUCCUCACCAUAGCAGAUGAGGUGUAUGUCCAACCGCAACCUCUGGGGGUGGUGCUCAUCAUAGGGGCCUGGAACUACCCCUGGGCAGUCACUCUCACACCUCUGGUUGGGGCUAUUGCUGCUGGCAACGCAGCUGUGGUGAAGCCGUCAGGGACCAGCGAGUACUCGUCCCUCCUCCUCCGGGCUCUGCUGCCUCGCUAUCUGGACCAGGAUCUCUAUCCAGUGGUAACAGGAGGAAUACCAGAGACACAGGAGCUGUUGAGGCAGCAAUUUGACCACAUCUUCUACACGGGGAACAGCGCAGUGGGCAGACUGGUGAUGGAGGCCGCCUCUCGCAACCUCACCCCCGUUACUCUGGAGCUGGGUGGGAAGAGCCCCUGUUACAUCGACAAGAACUGUAACCUCAGAGUCGCCUGCCGUCGCAUCACGUGGGGAAAGUUUGUCAACUGUGGUCAGACGUGUAUCGCCCCGGACUACAUCCUGUGUGAACCCAGCAUCCAAAACCGCGUGGUUGAGGGAAUCCGACAAACCCUGCUGGAGUUUUAUGGUGCUGAUCCAAAAUGCUCAGCAGAUUAUGGCCGCAUCAUCAACCGACACCACUUCAACCGAGUGAUGAACCUAAUGGAGGGCUACACGGCUGUGCUUGGUGGGCAGAGUGACGCAUCCCAGUGCUACAUAGCGCCCACGGUGCUGAAAGAUGUGCCCCCCCACUCCAGGCUGAUGCAGGAGGAGAUUUUUGGUCCCUUGUUGCCCAUAGUGACAGUGAGUGACAUGGAUGAUGCAAUCCGCUUCAUCAACGAGCGGGAAAAGCCUCUGGCCCUCUACGUCUUCUGCUCUGACAAGAAGGCAAUAAAAAAAUUUCUGGAUGAGACUUCCAGUGGAGGGGUGACGGUCAACGAUGUCAUGAUGCAUUACACUCUCAGCUCGCUUCCAUUCGGUGGCAUCGGUAAGAGCGGCAUGGGGCGCUACCACGGCAAGCACACCUUUGACCAGCUGAGCCACCAUCGAGCAUGUCUGGUCAGGUCUUUGGGCAUGGAGAGCAUCAACUUGGCCCGGUACCCGCCUCAGGACGCCCAGCGAGCACGCAGGGUCCGACUGGCCAUGAAGUCUCCGCUGAUCGACUUCUCCAAGAGAACCUUCGUCUGGGCAGUUUCUGCCUCCGUUAUUGCGUUUGGCCUCUUCAUAGCUCUGUUGGUAAUUCUCCUCAUAGCUGCCGGGCUUAACUGUACCUGUUGGUACUGGCAGGGGUUUUACUACUAGACGUGGACGUCACACUGCACACACACUGCACACCCACUUGCCUUUGUACAAAGAUUUCAAACAAAAAUGGUGCCGACAACAAUGUUGUCCACCUGUUGAACUUUGAAGAUGUUUGGCACCACACUGCACUGUGUGUCACAUUCUCAAAUCAGUGGUUCCCAGUCUGAAGUCGGGGUCCCCGUUGGGGGCGCCAAAGAUCUCACCAAAGACCUUGUCUGUUCUGAGGUGUCAAAUUUAUUUAUACAACGACAAAGUCAUGAUAACUCACUCACAAAACCUUUUAUGAAGCCAUCUUUAAAUGAAUCCAUUUCAAAAGAUGCAUUUAUAGGGCAUCCGGGUAGCGUAGCGGUCUGUUCCGUUGCCUACCAACACGGGGAUCGGUGGUUCGAAUCCCCGUGUUGCCUCCGGCUUGGUCAGGCAUCCCUACAGGCACAAUUGGCCGUGUCUGCGGGUGGGAAGCCGGAUGUGGUUAUGUGUCCUGGUUGCUGCACUAGCGCCUCCUCUGGUCGGUCAGGGCGUCUGUUCGGGGGGG